Molecule: messenger RNA, 549 nt
Organism: Dovyalis caffra
Lineage: Eukaryota; Viridiplantae; Streptophyta; Magnoliopsida; Malpighiales; Salicaceae
Source: the annotation of a GenBank genome assembly
AUGGGCAACUACAUUUCAUGCACUUUAGCCACGCCUUUGAUCAAGAGCUCCAAGGCUGCAAGGGUUGUCUUCCCAACGGGUGAAGUUAGGCAAUUCAGGGAGCCCGUGAAAGCAGCAGAGCUCAUGUUGGAGUGUCCAAACUUCUUCUUAGCAAACGCACAAUCUCUACACAUUGGCAGGAGGUUCUCUGCCCUUAUUGCCGACGAGGAGCUGGAAUUUGGGAACGUUUACCUCAUGUUCCCAAUGAAAAGAGUUAGUUCUAUUGUUACUGCUGCUGACAUGGCUGUUUUCUUCAUGGCUGCAAACUCCGCUGCUAAGAGAAUUUCUGGAGGAAAUAACCAUAGGGUCUUGCCGGAAUCCGGUGCUGAUCAGAACGUUCAAGAAAGUCCAAAGGCAAGUGAGGAUGGAGCAGCAAGAUUGAGUUUGGAAGGAGCUGAGGGGUUUCCAGUGCCAGAAUACAAGUAUAGGCUAUCUAGUUGUAGGUCAAGGAAGCCUACGUUGGAAACUAUAAAUGAAGAACCUGUUCGUUUGAGAAGAAGAGCUAGCUAA